AUAGCAAGGAAAUUUCUGAGCUUUUGGGGUCAUAUGAUGCUUCACAACCGGGAGAAAGCCAGUGUGCUGAGUCGACGAGGACGCCGUGGGCACGGUCUUGAAUAGAUUGCAGAGGACGGAAUCGUGGCCUCGAGUUGUUGCAUUCGAAUUUCUGCAACGAGAGCGAAGAUCGAAGAAUAUAUAUUAACGCAGGACGGCAUCGCUGUGGCGUUGGAACCCUUAUGGGGAAUGUAACGAAAAUUAUGCUAGUACUUUUCGUACUAGCCGUUUUGGCGCAUGAGGCCACGAGUCUUUGGGAGUUGGAGAUCUUGAAGGAUGAUACUCAGCCACUGUCAAAGAUUGCUAUUCAUCGUACAAUUCAGAAAUUGGAUAAAUCAAUUACAAUAAGUGCGAACCCAAUUCUUCUUGGCCAGAAGGGGGAAACGGCAGAAUAUGUCACCGUCAAGUACAACAAGCCUGUUGGUGCAAGUGAAUCAGACUGGAUUGGAGUAUUUUCACCAGCAAAAUUCAAUGCAUCAGAAUGCAUGGAUGAUUUGAAUCGCAGAGUAUACGAGCCUUACAUGUGCCAAGCUCCCAUCAAAUAUAAAUAUGCGAAUUAUUCAUCACCGAAUUAUGUGACUCAAGGAGAAGGAUCUGUGACUUUCCGACUGAUCAAGCAGCGAGCUGACUAUGCUUUUGGCUUUUUCUCCGGAGGCAUUACAAAUCCGGUGCUGGAGGCAAUCUCGAACACAAUAUCUUUUACUGAUGCAGAUGCGCCAGUAUAUCCGCGACUGGCUCUUGGGUCCUCUUGGGAUAUAAUGACAGUUACGUGGACAAGUGGAUAUGGUAAGAAAGAUGCAGAUGCGGUGGUGCAGUGGGGUACCGAAGUUGGCAAAGACUCAUGGAUUUCGCCCGCUAGCACGUUAACCUUCACUCGACAGGAUAUGUGCGGUUCACCCGCUAGUACGGUAGGCUGGAGAGAUCCAGGUUUUUUCCACACUUCUUAUCUGAAGGAGCUCUGGCCUAGCACCAGAUACUAUUACAAGGUGGGACACAGGAUGAAGAAUGGCGAACAUGUUUGGGGUCCGAAGUAUCAUUUCACAUCUGCUCCUGCUCUGGGCGAAGACACAGUGCAGCGGGUGGUGAUAUUUGGUGACAUGGGAAAGAACGAAAGAGACGGAUCAAAUGAAUACAACGAUUACCAGCACGGAGCUAUUAACACAACUGAUCAACUUGUUAAGGACCUGGACAACUAUGACAUUGUAUUCCACAUCGGAGAUUUGGCUUAUGCAAACGGAUACAUGUCUGAGUGGGACCAAUUUCACGAGCAAGUAGGAGACAUUGCAGCCCGUGUCCCUUACAUGGUAACAAAUGGAAAUCAUGAGCGAGAUUACCCGGGAUCUGGUUCAUACUAUCUAAACAGAGACUCUGGAGGCGAAUGUGGAGUACCAACGCAAGUUAUGUACCACAUGCCAACCACUAAUAAAGCGAAAUCAUGGUAUGAAGCAGAUUGGGGUAUGUUCCACUUCUGUGUUGCCGACACUGAAAUGGAAUGGGGAGAAGGCAGUGAACAAUACAAGUUCCUUGAGCAGUGUUUUGCAAAGGCCGAUCGGCAACGCCAACCCUGGUUGAUAUUUCUAGCACAUCGUGUGCUGGGGUACUCUUCUGGUAUCUAUUACGCAUUGGAAGGCACGUAUGCAGAGCCCUCUGGCAGAGAGAGCUUGCAAAAGCUUUGGCAGAAAUACAAAGUAGACCUUGCUUUCUAUGGCCAUGUGCACAACUAUGAGCGAAUUUGCCCUGCAUAUGACAGCCAAUGUGUGAGCACUGAAAAAGACCACUACUCGGGCACGUUCAACGCUACGAUUCACAUUGUGGCAGGUGGUGGAGGCUGUGAUUUGGAAUCAUUUAGCCCAGUUAUUCCAUCUUGGAGUGUGAAACAAGAUCUGGAUUGGGGAUUCACGAAGUUGACAGCUUUCAAUCAUUCUACAUUGUUAUUCGAAUACAAGAAGAGCAGGGACGGUGAAGUUUAUGAUCAAUUCUGGAUCUCCAGAAACUACAAGGACGUCCUCGGCUGUGAUGGCAUGGGCAAAAACUGCCCGGGCUUUACCCUUGCCACAUAGGUUCUAAUAUUCAUCUAAUCGUACUUAUUCAUCUAAAACUAAUUUCAUUGACAAUUUCAUUAUCCUUGCCAUCUUUGUAUCCAUACUGUGCUCUAGAGACGAUUAAAGCCCCAAAGUGCAUGCAAUUAAGGUGCAGUUUGAGAUCAUGAGGUUAAGUUUAUUGGUCUUUGAUGUGAAUUCUGUAUUACUUCGAUAUUUCAGCACAGGACCUUAAAGCCACCCGGUAGAAGCAAAGAUACGAUUCAACCUACUGUUUUUUUUAAUAAAGGUUAUGAAUAUUCUUCUUACUUA
This is a messenger RNA of Physcomitrium patens, 2390 nucleotides long. RefSeq names its product putative inactive purple acid phosphatase 1. NCBI's taxonomy places the organism in Eukaryota, Viridiplantae, Streptophyta, Bryopsida, Funariales, Funariaceae. The record is from RefSeq and is a predicted model, not a curated record. Gene Ontology annotation, molecular function: acid phosphatase activity; metal ion binding.